Molecule: messenger RNA, 3354 nt
Organism: Fonsecaea pedrosoi CBS 271.37
Lineage: Eukaryota; Fungi; Ascomycota; Eurotiomycetes; Chaetothyriales; Herpotrichiellaceae
Product: oxoglutarate dehydrogenase (succinyl-transferring), E1 component
Exons: 5
Coding region: 1-3354 (1117 amino acids)
Biological process (GO): tricarboxylic acid cycle
Cellular component (GO): mitochondrion; oxoglutarate dehydrogenase complex
Molecular function (GO): oxoglutarate dehydrogenase (succinyl-transferring) activity; thiamine pyrophosphate binding
Source: RefSeq, a predicted model, not a curated record
AUGUAUGCACAGUGGAAGACAACCCCUGACGACGUCGACAAAUCAUGGCAGAUGUACUUUCGAAACUUGGAGGCUCGCACGGUAAGAGUGCAGUCGCCAAGAUUCUCGUCCACCUCUACUUCUGCACAGGAUCUCGGCGACCGGACCAUAGCAGACGUCGGCACGUAUAUAAAUGUGAAAAGCCUCGUUCGGGCAUACGAGACCCUUGGACAUCUCAAGGCCGAUAUUGACCCUCUCGGACAACGCCAUUACUGGACUCCUGCGCCAGAAGUUCCGGAUGAGCUCGAGGUGCAGUCCCACAAGCUCAGGGAAAAAGACCUGGAUGUGGAAAUCGACGUGCGUUCGGCAGGAAUUCUGCCGUAUUUCACGCAGAGCACACGGUCCAGUAUGCCGGUUCGAGAUAUCAUUGCGGCUUGCGAACAAAUAUACUGUGGUACUGUGGCAGCAGAAUUUGCUCACAUUCCCAAUGCUCAACAGCGCGAUUGGAUUCGCCAGCGGACUGAGACACGCCACACAAUCCGGUACUCAGACGGGGAGAUGAAGCUAGUUUUGGAUCGUCUUCUUCGGGCCACACUUUUCGAAACAUUUCUGGCGACAAAAUAUCCAAAUCGGAAGCGAUACGGCUUGGAUGGGAGCGAGACCUUGGUACCCGGAAUCCAAGCAUUGGUGGACACGUCGGUUGAGUGCCACGGGGUGGAGGACUUGAUCAUCGGGUCACAGCACCGUGGUCGCCUAAACCUGAUGGGACACCUCAUGCAAAGGCCAAUGGAAGUCACCUUCUACGAUUUCAUUUCAGAGGGGAAGCCCCAUGACAGCAGUCUUGAUGGUGACGUCCUGACGCACUUGGGAGGGGACUGCGAACGUGAAUAUCCAUCGGGAAGAAUCGCUCGGAUGUCUCUCUUGCCCAAUCCAUCUCACCUGGAGGCUACGAACCCGGUUGCGGCUGGCAAGGCCAAGGCGAUCCAGCAUGACCAAGGGGACAUGGAACAAUCCAAAUCGCUCUUCCUCAACAUCCAUGGCGAUGCUGCCAUUGCGGGUCAAGGUAUUGUGUAUGAAACAAUGACUCUUUCAAAGAUCCCCUCGUUCUCGGUAGGAGGAACAAUCCAUGUGAUCUUGAAUAACCAGGUUGGGUUCACUACAGAUCCCCAGAGCUCAAGGUCCACUACAUACUGCUCCGACCUGGCCAAGACGAUAAAUGCGCCCAUAAUACACGUCAACGGCGAUGAUGUGGAGGCUGUGGUAUUUGCCUGCAAACUUGCGGCAGAUUGGAGAGCUCAAUUCAAGACGGAUGUCUUUGUGGACCUCGUCUGCUACCGGAAAUAUGGGCACAAUGAGAUAGACCAGCCAAAGCUCACUCAACCUUUCAUGUACGACAAGAUUGCGCAGAAGCUUCCGGCAGUCGACACUUACAUCCAAAAGCUGAUUCGAGACAAAGUCUUGUCGAAGGAGGAGAUCCAGGAACGCAAAGCCCAGAUCUGGGAAACCUUGUCGCAUCAGCACGAAUUGAGCAAGGACUUCCAGCCAGACAAGGUUGUCGCUGCCUCCGCAUCUGGUCAUAACGAGGCUACAUCAGCACAAACACAGAUUUCAGCCCAGACGAGGAUGGUCUUCGAUUCGGAGCAACUGAAAAUGGUCGUGGAUAAGAGCAUCACGGUGCCCGAGAACUUCACCCUGCAUUCCACUGUCAAAAGAGCCUUUAAUGCUCGACAAAAGUCGGUGUCGGAAGGCGAAGUCGACUGGCCCACCGCAGAAGCUCUGGCCUUUGGCACACUCUGCCUGGAGGGCCAUCAUGUCAGAAUCUCUGGGGAAGACGUUGAAAGAGGAACAUUCUCUCAGAGGCAUGCUGUGGUUCACAACCAGCUUUGGAAACCCGGUGAUGAUUUUGCGGAUGCACGGAGAUGGACGCCACUCGACCAUCUCAGCCCAGAUCAGGCGAGAUUUCACGCCUGUAACUCACCCUUGAGCGAGUUCGGGGUGCUAGGCUUUGAGUACGGAUACUCUCUUGGCUCACCUGACAGCCUGGUGAUGUGGGAAGCUCAAUUUGGCGACUUCGCGAACAAUGCCCAGGUAGUUAUCGAUCAGUUCAUCGCUGGAGGAGCCACCAAAUGGGGUCAGCACUCGGGGCUCGUCCUAUCCCUGCCGCAUGGCUAUGAUGGACAAGGACCGGAGCAUUCGUCGGCCCGCAUUGAAAGGUUUCUGCAGCUGUGCAACGAUGAUCCUCGUGCAUACCCAUCGACUGAGCAGGUGGAGCAGAACCUCGAGCGAGGCUGCAAUAUGCGAGUCGCUUAUCCCACCACGCCUGCAAACCUGUUUCAUCUUCUCAGGCGGCAGAUCCAUGGACACUCCAGGAAACCGCUCGUCAUGUUCUUCUCCAAGUCUCUCCUCAGGCAUCCGUUCACUCGAUCCCCAAUUGAAGACUUUGUGGGCGAGUCCCGUUUUCGGUCAGUCAUACAUGACUCGGUCAGCCCAGCGGCGGUCCGCAGCAUCAUUCUCUGCUCUGGUCAAAUCUACGCUGCUCUUCAGAAGCAUCGCAUGCAGAGUCAGAUCGAUGAUGAUGUAGCCUUGGUCCGAUUAGAGAAGCUUCAUCCUUUCCCUUGGUCAGCAGUGACGACGAUGCUGGACACGUACCAUGGUGCAGACGGUGUAAUCUGGUGUCAGGAGGAGCCCAUGAACGGUGGAGCGUGGUCAUACGUGCAGCCCAGGCUUCAAGCAGCUCUGGCGCACUCAAAGCAUCACCAGCAGCUCGCCGGAGGCCGGGGGGUCGACGGCGAAAUGCUUAUUGACUUUAGUGACAGAGAUGGCCUUACCCGCGGGAGUGCGGGAUUACGAACAGGUUCAGGCCCUUAUGACGACUCCAGUGAUAACAUCAUCAAGGACCUAGUCAUCAUCAGCCCAUAUGAAGCACAGAUGCUUAAGCCAGACGUAAGGCGUUCGAGGAGAGUAACACUGCACAUUGAUACCCCGCGGCCUAACAUCGGUAUCCGCCCGUUGGAUCGAUUGGAUUUGUACAAUGUUUCGGGAAUGGCGGUAUCACCGAACCUACCGACCCAUUUCGUUACUCAGUUUAAUCUGUUUGCAGGGCAGCUCUAUCUGAGCACCUUUAGAGAAUAUGUCGAGGUUUGUAGCACCCUCGGCCUCACCUGGCAGAAGGCCGAAAACGGCAGCUCCAUGGCCGCUGAUGGCUUUAUCAUAUGGAAUUCCAACGGCCACAGACCUACCAUAUCUCGCUUUAGUGAAAGUCCAGUCGCAUUCCGACGAUAUUAUCACAACAUCAAACCCAACCAUGGGCCGUCUCAGUCUUCUUCGUCCUUCACUAUUCUUCCAAGUUACCCCCAACACUUCUCAAGGGUCUGA